AUGGACUCGUUCAACGAUACUGCACAGCAGGUUGUUGCCAAUACUUCUGCCACCUUCAUCGACUUGAUUGGUGACUUAAAACAAGCAGAUCUCACCAAUGCCCUCUUACAUUUGUCCCUUAUCUGGCAGAAUGUUACCGGUUGGCAGAUCUUUUUCACAUUGUUGAUAUCAGCAAUAAGUUAUGACCAGAUCAUGUACCAACUCAGAAAGGGUGCUAUUGCUGGUCCUCGCUUCAAGUUCUGGCCUUUCAUGGGCCCCUUUUUAGAGAGUAUGGAUCCUAAGUUCGAAGAAUACAAGGCCAAAUGGGCCUCUGGUCCCCUUUCUUGUGUCUCCAUCUUUCAUAAAUUCGUGGUUAUCGUCUCAAAUCGUGACUUGGCUCGUAAGGCAUUGCAAUCCCCUCGUUACGCUAAACCUUGUGUCGUCGAUGUUGCUCAAAAGAUCUUGCGUCCUACCAACUGGGUUUUCUUGGAUGGUAAGGCUCAUGUUGAUUACAGAAAAGGUUUGAACCCACUUUUUUCUAAAAAAGCUUUGGAAGUUUACAUUCCUCAGCAGGAGAAAGUUAUGGAUAGAUAUUUGAACAAGUUUGUCGAAUUGUCCAAGAAUGGUCCUGUCAUCUUCUUCCACGAGUUCCGUGAGUAUAUGUGUGCCAUAUCUUUGAAGACUUUCUGCGGUGAUUACAUUACCGAUGAUCAAAUCAGAGCGGUCGCUGAUAGUUACUAUCGUGUUACCGCUGCCUUGGAAUUGGUUAACUUCCCUAUUAUUCUUCCUUACACAAAGCCAUGGUAUGGACGUAAAAUUGCUGAUGAAACUAUGCAGGUGUUUGCUGGAUGUGCCCAGAUGGCCAAAGAUAGAAUGGCCGCCGGUGGAACUCCAAACUGUGUUAUGGAUAACUGGGUUACUAGUAUGUUGAAUUCUCAGAAAGAUGGGAACAAGGGAACUUUCAUCAGAGAGUUCUCUAACAAAGAAAUUUCUGAGGCCGUGUUCACCUUUUUAUUUGCCGCCCAGGAUGCAUCUUCUUCCCUCUGCUGUUGGUUGUUCCAAAUUGUUGCAGAUAGACCAGAUGUUUUGAAGAAGAUCCGUGAAGAACAACUAAGAGUUCGUGAAGGUGAUCCAUCAAAGCCUCUUACUUUAGAUUUAAUUGAUAAGAUGGAGUACACUUAUAUGGUUGUCAAGGAAGCCUUGAGAAUUAGACCUCCUGUGUUGAUGGUUCCUUAUUUGGUUAAGAAGAACUAUCCAAUUAGUGAGAAUUACACUGUUCCAAAAGGUGCCAUGGUUAUUCCAACCUUGUAUCCUGCUUUGCAUGACCCUGAAGUUUAUGACGAUCCUGACGAAUUCGUUCCAGAGAGAUGGGUUAAAGGUGGAAAGGCUGAUUUGGCCAAGAAGAACUGGUUGGUUUUCGGUGCAGGUACCCAUGUCUGUUUGGGACAAACAUACGUGAUGACUUCAUUCACUGCCUGGAUCGGUAAGGCCAUUAUGUUCACCGACUUUAAGCACAAGGUUACCCCUGAUAGUGAGAAGAUUAAAGUAUUCGCUACUAUUUUUCCUAAGGAUGAUCUAUUUAUGGAGUUUAAGAAGAGAGAGGACCCUUCUAAGAUAUAA
This is a messenger RNA of Brettanomyces nanus, 1599 nucleotides long. RefSeq names its product RNA polymerase C-22 sterol desaturase (gene ERG5). The transcript has a single exon. The coding region runs from base 1 to 1599 and encodes 532 amino acids. Gene Ontology annotation, biological process: sterol metabolic process. NCBI's taxonomy places the organism in Eukaryota, Fungi, Ascomycota, Pichiomycetes, Pichiales, Pichiaceae. The record is from RefSeq and is a predicted model, not a curated record. Gene Ontology annotation, molecular function: iron ion binding; oxidoreductase activity, acting on paired donors, with incorporation or reduction of molecular oxygen; monooxygenase activity.